UUUUGAGCUGGUGUGGCGUUGUAAAGAAGAAAGAAAAAAAAUAUUUUGCGAGUGCUUGGAAGUGAAAAUUUUCCUCGAAAUGUCGGACAGCAGCGGGUCGGACAAUGAUAGUGUGGUUUCCAAUCGGUCGCGGAAAAGUGGAGCCUCAAAUCGAAGCCGUUCAAUAUCACGUUCGGUAUCCCGAUCAGUUUCGAAGUCGCGUUCCCGUUCUCGUUCAGCAUCCCGAUCGCGCUCGCGUUCGCCUUCCGGAUCCCGAUCUGGUUCAGACGUGGACACACGGGUGAAGAAAAAACGUAAAAUGUCUGCUGGUUCGGACGAGGAAGAGGCAGAAGAUGAGGAAGAACCCGAGGGAGAGGAUUUGGAUUCGGAGGAAUACGAGGAUGAUGACGAGGAAGAUCGCCGAGGUGGAAGAAAGAAGAAAAAGAAGGAACGUUUUGGAGGAUUUAUUAUCGACGAAGCCGAGGUUGACGACGAGGUCGAUGAAGAUGAGGAAUGGGAGGAAGGAGCGCAGGAAAUCGGAAUCGUUGGCAAUGAGGUCGAAGAAUUCGGCCAGACGGCACGGGAAAUUGAAAACAGACGUCGUGGCACUAAUUUGUGGGAUAAUCAGAAGGAGGACGAAAUCGAGGAGUAUUUGAGGAAAAAAUAUGCAGAUGAAUCGAUUGCGCGAAGACAUUUCGGUGAUGGGGGUGAAGAAAUGUCGGAUGAAAUUACACAGCAAACGCUGCUACCAGGAAUAAAAGAUCCAAAUUUAUGGAUGGUUAAAUGCCGAAUCGGAGAGGAAAAGGCAACGGUUUUGCUGCUAAUGCGGAAGUUUUUAACAUACUCUAACACAGAUGAACCGCUACAAAUUAAAACCGUUGUUGCGCCGGAGGGAGUCAAAGGAUACGUGUAUAUUGAGGCUUACAAACAGACUCACGUCAAGGCAGCGAUUACAAAUGUAGGAAAUCUUAGAAUGGGUAUAUGGAAGCAGGAGAUGGUUCCCAUAAAGGAAAUGACCGACAUUUUGAAAGUUGUGAAAGAACAAACUGGAUUAAAGCCAAAACAGUGGGUUCGUUUGAAGAGAGGCAUCUACAAAGAUGAUAUCGCACAGGUUGAUUACGUAGAUUUGGCUCAAAAUCAGGUUCACUUGAAAUUGUUACCCCGUAUCGAUUAUACUCGACUGAGAGGGGCCUUGCGAACUACUUCAGCAGAUAACGACAGAAGUAAAAAGAAACGACGUCCAGCUGCAAAACCCUUUGAUCCAGAAGGAAUUCGUGCUAUCGGUGGGGAAGUCACGUCCGAUGGUGAUUUUUUGAUUUUUGAAGGCAACAGAUAUUCUCGAAAGGGAUUUCUUUACAAAAAUUUCACUAUGUCUGCUAUACUGGCCGAAGGUGUUAAACCAUCGUUAGCAGAGCUAGAACGAUUCGAAGAGCAGCCUGAAGAGAUUAACAUUGAGCUGGCUGUCCCAACUAAGGAAGACCCUUUGACAUCGCAUUCAUUUUCAAUGGGAGAUAACGUAGAAGUUUGUGUGGGUGAUUUGGAGAACCUACAAGCCAAGAUUAUAGCCAUCGAUGGGGCACUGAUAACUGUCAUGCCCAAACACGAAGAUCUCAAGGAUCCACUUAUUUUCAAAGCGGCUGAACUGCGGAAGUAUUUCAAGACUGGUGAUCAUGCGAAGGUUCUGGCUGGUCGCUAUGAGGGUGAAACGGGGUUAAUUGUCCGAGUUGAACCUAAUCGUGUCGUGCUGGUUUCUGAUUUGACUAUGCACGAACUAGAAGUAUUGCCCAGAGAUCUGCAGCUAUGCAGCGAUAUGGCAACAGGUGUUGAUUCCCUGGGCCAAUAUCAGUGGGGAGACUUGGUACAGCUUGAUGCCCAAACGGUGGGAGUGAUUGUGCGGUUAGAACGCGAGAAUUUCCAUGUUCUUGGAAUGCACGGGAAGGUGAUGGAAUGUAAACCUGCGGCUUUGCAGAAGCGAAGAGAAAAUCGGAACACAAUUGCUUUAGAUUCGGACCAAAAUGCUAUCCGUCGAAGGGACAUUGUAAAGGUUAUGGAGGGACCACAUGCUGGACGAGAUGGGGAAAUCAAACACUUGUAUAGAAAUCUAGCUUUCUUACACUCUCGUAUGUAUACCGAGAAUGGAGGUAUCUUUGUGUGCAAAACUAGACAUCUUCAGCUGGCCGGUGGAAAUAAGUCACAAGGGAACGCUUCAAUGCCGAUGGGCCAAUUUGGCUUCAUGUCCCCACGCAUACAUUCUCCGAUGCAUCCUUCAGGGGGCCGUGGUCGUGGAGGAAGAAUGGGAGGUGGCCGUGGUGGAGCCAAUCGUGUCAGUCGCGACCGAGAAAUUCUUGGUAAAACUAUUAAGAUCACCGGGGGACCUUACAAGGGGGCCGUUGGAAUCGUCAAGGAUGCUACGGAAAGUACAGCUCGUGUUGAGUUGCAUUCAUCCUGUCAAACGAUUUCCGUCGACAGGAACCAUAUUGCCGUUGUUGGAACUACCCCAAAGGAAGGGUCUGUUUCGAGCUAUAUUCGUACUCCAAGUCGUACGCCUGGCAGCAGUUAUGGAGCUCAAACUCCUGUCUACGCUGGUUCGAAGACACCUCUUCACGGAUCGCAAACUCCUUCGUACGAUAUUGGCAAUCGUACGCCUUAUGGUUCGAUGACACCUUCGCACGAUGGCAGUAUGACUCCACGACAUGGAGCAUGGGACCCAGCAGUUACCAAUACACCAGCUCGUUCAAACGAUUUCGACUUUAACAUGGAAGAACCAUCUCCAAGUCCGGGGUACAAUCCAAGUACACCUGGCUAUCAGAUCAACACUCCCUUCGCUCCUCACACACCGGGUAAUAUGUUCAACACGGAAAGCUACAGUCCUUAUCAGCCAAGUCCCAGUCCUAGCCCUUCACCGUUCCAGGCUAACUAUAUGGGAACACCAUCACCAAGCGGUUACUCGCCGGCCACACCAGGUGCUCCGCAGUCACCAUAUAAUCCGCAGACACCGGGAGCCAGUCUGGAUUCACAGUAUGGCGAAUGGUGUACAACGGAUAUCGAAGUUGAAAUCCGUAAUCACGAUGAUUCAGAUCUAGCCGGACAAAUCGGAUUCAUUCGAACCGUUAACAGUGGUGUCUGCUCGGUAUUUUUACCGGAGGAAGAUCGUGUUGUGACGGUAUUGAGCAACAAUCUGGAACCGGUGGUACCGAAUGCUGGCGAUCGAUUCAAAGUCAUCUUCGGCGAGGAACGUGAAACGAUUGGAGAAUUCUUAUCGCUGUCCAGCAACAAGGAAGCGAUCGUUUCGAUAAACGGAAAGAGAAAAUUAUUCCCCCUGAACCAUCUCUGCAAAGUGAAGGUCGACUAGAUUGGGGCAGCUGUAUCCUAUCUCGCUCUGUUAAUAUAUUAGUCAUAUUCAUAAGAUUAAGAUCUACAUAUUACAUGAUGCAAACAUUUCAAAUGAACAACACCCAACAACAACUGAUAACGUACCAACACAUAUAUUCACUAAAUAAAAG
Topomyia yanbarensis is the source of this 3482-nucleotide messenger RNA. It is a transcript of the gene Spt5, whose product is annotated as transcription elongation factor SPT5. The transcript has a single exon. The coding region runs from base 80 to 3331 and encodes 1083 amino acids. Gene Ontology annotation, biological process: transcription elongation-coupled chromatin remodeling; regulation of DNA-templated transcription elongation; transcription elongation by RNA polymerase II. Gene Ontology annotation, cellular component: DSIF complex. The record is from RefSeq and is a predicted model, not a curated record. NCBI's taxonomy places the organism in Eukaryota, Metazoa, Arthropoda, Insecta, Diptera, Culicidae. Gene Ontology annotation, molecular function: protein binding; mRNA binding.